Messenger RNA from Aphidius gifuensis, 6524 nucleotides. RefSeq names its product toll-like receptor Tollo (gene Tollo). Lineage: Eukaryota; Metazoa; Arthropoda; Insecta; Hymenoptera; Braconidae. The transcript has a single exon. Bases 2183 to 5908 code for a protein of 1241 amino acids. Gene Ontology annotation, molecular function: protein binding. Gene Ontology annotation, biological process: signal transduction. The record is from RefSeq and is a predicted model, not a curated record.
AAAAAGACAGUCUCAGAAUAUACUUGUUUGUGUGUCGCGUAUACAGACAACAUAAAAGUGUAUUUGAAGUCAGGUCGUAGAGUCGUAGACCACAGAUGACUGAGCGUCGUUGAGUGUCGAGCGGAGGCCAACCGGUUAAACAACUUUUUAACAAGCUGGAGUUUUGCGUUCUGCGCGUACUCGACGAAAGUCGAAACUGAGUCUUUACAGAGUUGAGCCAUCUUUGCUUAAAAAUGCUCGAACACCACAUGAUACGUGUCGGUACUUUGUGUUAUAACAUGCACAUUUUUUUUAUAUUCAUGUUUCCAUUUAUUUGCAUUAAACUUGUUCAUAUCCUGUAUUCUUGUACAUGCAAAAGAUUGUUUUUAUGAAAUUCAAAAGUUGUAAUAUAGAUUAAUCGAAAUUCACUUAAAAUUAUAUUUUAUAGUCGAAAUUUUAGUGUAUUUUUCCAUGAUUAACAACGAUCGAGAAUCCUUAUAAUUUUCAUGUACUAUUUAUUAACAAUUAAAUAAGAAAAAAAAAAAUUGAUCUCUAAGUUAAGGUUAUUUCCAAAUAUGAAAACCUGAAUUUAAUUUUCCAUUUUUUUUUUUAAAUUUUUUAAAUAAAAUAAUUAUGUAUUUGGUGAAAUUCUUUUAUAAUUUUCCUCUUAGUUAAACUUUUUAGUAGUAGUAUUAGUGUCUGUAAAGAUAGGUCGGCAAGACUCACACUGAUAACGACGAAUCAGUGAAGUAAAAAGAUUUUAGACAUGGGAGGACGCUGAUAUUUUUUUUUUAAGUAGAGUUAGAUAGAGUUAGAUAGGAUACCUUUGCGAACCUAAAAAGUCGUCCUGUCAUGGGACUUAAAAACAAUCUUAAACAAAUUAAUCCUCUCGGAAAAAAAAAUGUAACGUUCACAUUUUUAUGAUUAACUCUAUCAGAUAGUUUACCUGAUAAGAGAGGUGCGACUAGACUAUAGACUAGACUAAUAUCCUCAAUAUAUAUUUUUAAAUUCCUUAGAUCGAAUAUAUAUUACUUAUUGAUUUAUCGUUAUUGAACUAUCAUUUUUUUUCGAAAAAAAAACCACAAACCAUCUGAUGACCGGAAAUAAGAGUUGAAAAUUGUAAAAUAACAUAUUGAUAACUGAUUUGUAAUCACUGAUCACUAAAUGUACUCCCGGCGGAUUUAAACAAUGAACCACAACUUACAAAAGAAUCAUGAGUAUUUGAAAGAUAAUAAUCUUCUUAUCAUUGAAAUAAUAAAUAAAUAAAAAUAAUUUUCGUCUCCAAAUAUUAUAACAUUAUUGCAAGCUGUAUGAAUGAUUAAAUAAAUGAUAAGGAUAUUGUCAUGAUUUCAAUGACCUUAUAGUAACCUACAGAAAAUAUAUAAAAUAUAUGGGUUGAAGAUAUAUUAAAAAAUACUUCAGGUAUAACACAAUUAUACAAUAAUUUUUCUAAAAAUUUAUUCACUCUAAAAAAAUGACUCAAUAGUUAACUAAUUCUAGCAAAAAAAGGAUAGGAAAUAAUGAGAAAAUAAUAAUGGCAACAAAAUUUUUCUUGGAGUUUCUUUUUGGUGUAUAUAUAUUUUAAGCAUAAAAUAAUAUAGCAGUAUAUCAUAAAAAUAUUUGAAUUAUAUAUAAUUGUAUUAUAAUGAUUAAAAAUAUUGAAAAAUAUGUCAACAAAAAACUUGAAAUCAAAAAAGAAAAAAAAAAGUCAAGUUCGACCAGCAGAUUGUACGUGCUAUGUUUUUAUGGGUCUGGCAAGAUGUGACGGGUAUGUGUAUCGAAGUAGGGGCAACGAACACGAAGAUACUUGAAAGAGGGGUAUGUGAAAGGAUACAACAGGGUUCUGGUCGUGUCUUAGGUAUACUGCCUCAUACAAUUUACCGAUCAGUCUCCCAAGAACGGUAAGUCGAUUAAUAUCCGUAAUAUAAGUGUUGUUUGUCCGUGUUCAAGUGUGUUUCAAAGGAUAAUCUCAAAAAAAAUUAUACAAUAAUAAUUAUGGAAUCGCUAUAUGUAUUAUAUUCUUGUGAUUUAAAUAUUGAUUAUCGUUGAUAUAAUCAUUAAUUGAUGUUUGUCUAUUAUGAUUAUGAUGAUGAAGAUGAUGGUGAUGAUGAUGAUAAUGGUAAUGCCAAUUAUAACAACUUAGAUGGAGUCAGAUUUUUUGACUUUAAUAUUAUUCCAAUAGUGGACAGAAAAACCACUUUAAAUGAGUGCAACAAAGAUGCAGGGCAAUCCUGUUUUUCUAGCUAUACUACUUGGUAUGAUAUUUUAUUCUUUUGGAGUAUCUCUCAGUAAUGCUUUGAAAUACAAAGCACCAGAUGAGUGCAAAUGGAUUGCAAGUGAUAAUAAUAAAGAUGAUAUAUCACUUGUAUGCCAUCUUAGAACAAUUAAUAGCGAAUUGGAAAAUACAAAUUUUAAUGUUAUUCAGCCACAGCAUACUGUACGAUUACGACUUGAGUGCAGUGAUGCACUUUUUUAUCAAAGUUCUUUGAGUGCUGGAAGUUUUAAACCCCUUAUUGAAUUACGUGAACUUAUUAUUGAAUAUUGUAAAAUAACAAAUUUAUCAGAUGAUGCUUUCAAAGGACUUCGAGAACUUCGUAAUCUUACAGUGCGUACACACAAUACAGACUGGUCAGCAAUGGCGCUUGAUGUUUCAGCUGGUGCAUUCACAAAUGAAUUAUCAAAGUUAGAAACAUUGGAUCUUGGUGAAAAUAAUAUGUGGAACUUUCCAGAGAGAAGUUUGUGCUCAUUGGAAAAUCUUAAAAUACUUAAUCUAACAAAAAAUCGUUUAAGAGAGAUAUCCAGUUUUCAUUUUAAUACUGGAACUCAACAAUGUAGUACUAAUUUGAAAGAAGUAGAUUUUAGUAACAAUAAUAUAGAAAUAUUACCAGCAGCUAUUUUUUCCGCACUAUCAAAAUUACAAAUUCUCAAUCUUUGUAGUAACAAAAUAAUUUUUAUAGCUGAUCGUGCCUUCGAAGGUUUAAGCUCAAUAAAUGUAUUAAAACUAGCAAAUAAUCAAUUAACAAGUUUGCCACCAGAUUUAUUUAAUGAUUCAAGAAAUAUUAAAGAAAUUGAUUUAAAAAAUAAUUCACUAAAUGUUUUACCACCUGGAUUAUUUAAUGAUCUUAUGCAACUUAUGAUAUUAGAUUUGUCAAUGAAUGAAUUGUCAAAUGAAUGGAUUAAUACUGCUACAUUUACUGGACUUGUGAGACUUGUUGUAUUGAAUCUAUCAAGCAAUAAAAUACGUAAAUUGGAAUCAACGAUAUUUCGAGAUCUUUUUAGCUUACAAACACUUCAACUUGAAAAAAAUCUCAUUGAAAGUUUAACUGAAAAUACUUUUUCAUCUCUCAAUAAUUUGCACACUCUUGUUUUAAGCGAUAAUCAAUUGACUGUUAUCGAUGCGAACAGUCUAAGUGGCUUGUACGUGCUGAGUCUUCUUUCCUUGGAUAAUAACAGACUCAGAGCACUUCAUCCAAACUCGUUACAAAAUGUAUCGUCUCUUCAAGACUUGCAUCUCAACGGAAACCAAUUGACGGUUGUACCAAAUGCACUGAGAGCCACGCCUUUUUUACGAACUCUUGAUCUUGGUGAAAAUCUCAUUUCCGAUAUACCUUCUGGUAUAUUUGAUCACAUGACACAGUUAUAUGGUCUGAGAUUUACAGAAAAUCAUCUUGUUAAUUUAACAAAAGAUAUUUUUGAUAAAAUAAAAGAACUUAAAAUACUAAAUUUAUCUCGUAAUAAAAUACAAUCAAUUGAAUCUGGUGCUUUUGAUGGAAAUAAAAAUAUUCAAGCAGUUCGUUUAGAUGGUAAUCAAUUAAGUGACAUUACUGGAUUAUUUUCAAAUCUCCCAAAUUUAGUGUGGCUCAAUGUUAGCGACAAUAAACUCAAAUGGUUUGACUAUGCAAUGAUACCAACUGGAUUACAGUGGCUGGAUAUACAUCUUAAUGAAAUAAGUGAAUUAGGUAAUUAUUUUGAAAUUGAAACACAACUUCAACUUAGUAUGUUCGAUGCAAGCGAAAAUAAAUUAACUGAAAUUACAGGUAAUUCAAUACCUAUGAGUGUAGAAGAACUUUUUUUAAAUGACAAUCAUAUAUUAAAAGUUCACAGUUAUUCAUUUUUCAAAAAACCAAAUUUAACUCGUGUUGAUCUUAAGGGUAAUAAAAUACAAAGCCUAGAAGCAUAUGCAUUAAGAAUAAGUGUAGUGCCAGAAAAUAAACCUCUACCAGAAUUUUAUAUUGGUGACAAUAAUUAUUUAUGUGAUUGUACGAUGGAGUGGUUACAACAAGUUAAUAAACAAAAUCAAUCUCGUAUUCAUCCUCGCGUGAUGGAUCUCGAAAGUAUAUAUUGUCGACUUUUAUAUGAUCGUGAACGAAUGUAUGUUCCACUUGUUGAAGCUUCACAUUCUCAAUUUCUUUGCAAAUAUGAGUCUCAUUGUUUUGCUUUAUGUCAUUGUUGUGAUUUUGAUGCAUGUGAUUGUGAAAUGACUUGUCCAAAUAAUUGUACUUGUUAUCAUGAUCAAUCAUGGUCAGCUAAUUUAGUUGAUUGUUCAGAUGGUAAUCAUAAUUACCAAUUGCCAAAACAAAUACCUAUGGAUGCAACAAAAUUAUACCUUGAUGGUAAUGAUCUUAGAAUAAUAUCAAGUCAUGCUUUCAUUGGUCGAAAAAAACUUCGAGUUUUAUUUCUUAAUGCUUCUAACAUUGAAAUGGUACAAAAUCGAUCAUUUAAUGGACUCAGAGAUUUGCAAAAUCUCCAUUUAGAAGAAAAUAAAAUUCGUGAAUUACGCGGUCAUGAAUUUGAAGGACUUGAUACUUUAAAAAUUCUUUGUCUUCAAAAAAACAAAAUUUCAGUAAUUGAAAAUAAUACAUUUGUUCCUUUAUAUUCAUUAAAAUAUUUAUAUUUACAAAAUAAUUAUUUAACGACAUUUCAAGUUUGGGUUUUGCCAGAAACUAUCAAUGUUGCUUUAGCUAAUAACCCAUGGUCAUGUGAUUGUGGAUAUCUCGAAGAAUAUCGUCAAUGGAUAUUUGCAGAAAAAAAUCAUGUAAUUGAUCAAUUUGAAAUAAGAUGUUUAUUUAAUUUAACUAAUUUUGAGGUAUACGGUGAAAAGAUAUUUAAUGAUUUUAAAUAUGUAUCUCGUGUAAUACACGAUAAAUCUAAUGACAAUAUCACAUGCAUGGGAAUUACAAACAUCAAAAAUAGAAAUACUAUUUCUGGAAAUUUGACAAAGACAAUAAUUGAAAAACAACUUUUUGAAGAUUACCUACCACUGCUUGUAUCAAAUUUAACUGUAUUUCUUUUAAUUUUAUUAUUCUGUGUUCUCAUAUUUAUAUUUUGGCAUGAAUUUAGAGUGUGGUUUCACUCAAAAUUUGGUGUCCGUAUUUUUUAUAGAAAUACAGAAUUUGAAAGAGAGGACCGAGAAAAAUUAUUUGAUGCAUUUGUCAGUUAUAGUUCAAAAGAUGAAGCAUUUGUCAUUGAAGAAUUAGCACCUGUGCUUGAAUUAGGAAAUCCAUCUUAUAAAUUGUGUCUUCAUUAUCGUGAUUUUCCAGUAGGAGAUUUUAUUGCUGAUACAAUUGUACAAGCUGUCGAAUCAUCAAAAAGAACGAUUAUAGUUUUAUCCGAAAAUUUCAUUAAAUCAGAAUGGUGCCGAUUUGAUUUUAAGUCAGCUCAUCAUCAAGUUCUUCGUGAUAGAAGACGUAGACUUAUUCUUGUUAUUGUUGGUGAUGUACCACAAGGAGAUUUGGAUCCUGAUAUUAGACUCUAUUUGAAAACAAACACAUACUUGCAAUGGGGUGAUAAAUUAUUUUGGGAAAAGUUGAGGUUUGCACUUCCUGAUAAACCAAAUAAUUCAAGAAUUGAGCAUCAAUUAUCGUCACCAGUUCACCGACAGUAUCAUAAUUCAACAAGCAGUACCCGUAAUGUUGCAGUUCAUAUGUAAAAUUGAUAUACUUCUAGUAUACCGCUGACUUAGUUUUUUUAUAAGUGCAUGAUUCAUUUUGUAGUUUAAUGUUUUUUUUUCGAGUGAUUUUUCUACAUUAUUAUUAAUUAAUGUAUUUGAAAAUUCUAAAAAAUCUGCUUAUUAAUUAAUUAAAUAAUAAACUGGUCUUUGAUUUGCAUUUUUAAUUUUUGGACUUAUAUGUAUCAUGCAAAUUGAAGGUGAUGAAGAAAUAAUAUUGCUUUUUUGUUGAGUUUAAAUGAAUGAAAUAAAAUACAUACCUCAUUUCUCAGCUGUUCAGAUUUUCAUUUUUGAACGAAGCUAUGUUAAUAUGUUCAUGCUAUGUUAAUUAUUUUUUAUGAAAAAGAAGAAGGUUUUUUAAAAAUUGUUUCUUGAGUUUUAAGAUAAUUUUUUUAUAUUUUAAAACGUGUGAUAAAAUUUUGAACGAUUAUAAAUUAUAAAUACCGAUGGUAUCAUCGCUUCAUUGUUAGUACCAUAAGAGAAAAGAAAUCUUUCAUUUUAAACUUGAUAAAAAAAAAUCUAAAAGAAUCGAAAUUUUAUUUUCUUAAUAACUGCAAUCCGUUAGAACACAUGAGACAAAAAAUGAAAAAAAAACGUC